Molecule: messenger RNA, 1429 nt
Organism: Arabidopsis lyrata subsp. lyrata
Lineage: Eukaryota; Viridiplantae; Streptophyta; Magnoliopsida; Brassicales; Brassicaceae
Product: inactive GDSL esterase/lipase-like protein 25
Exons: 5
Coding region: 114-1295 (393 amino acids)
Biological process (GO): endoplasmic reticulum organization
Molecular function (GO): hydrolase activity, acting on ester bonds
Source: RefSeq, a predicted model, not a curated record
AAUAAAAAAAUUUAAAAAUGGGAACGUUGGUCACGUGGCUUGAUCAAUGCUUUGAUUCAUUCACCGUAAUUUCUAGCUAACCACCGUCGAAGCUUUCUCUUACCGAUCUUUCAAUGGCGAUUCUCAAAUCUCACUUCUUCUCACUCUUCCCUCUUCUUCUUCUUCUUCACUUUCCCACCGUUUCCUUCGCUCAGACGCUUUUUGUGUUCGGCGAUGGUCUUUACGACGCCGGAAACAAACAGUUCCUCUCUCAGAACCGAGUUGACGCAAGCUUUCCUCCUUAUGGAGUCACUGUAGGACAAGCCACCGGACGGUGGUCCGAUGGUUCUAUCGUUCCUGAUUAUCUUGCUAAUUUCAUGGGAAUUCCUCGAAUCUUUCCGAUUCUCCUAACCACGGGGGAUUUUUCUCACGGAGCUAAUUUCGCCAUCGCCGACGCCUCUGUACUCGGCUCUCCUCCAGAGACGAUGACUUUGUCACAACAAGUGAGGAAAUUCUUGGAAAACAAGAACAAAUGGACAAAUCAAACACGUUCUGAAGCUAUCUACUUGUUCUACAUCGGUUCUGAUGAUUACUUGAACUAUGCUAAGAAUAAUCCAAGUCCAUCAGAUGAUCAGAAACAAGCUUUUGUUGAUCAAGUCGUCACUACCUUAAAAGCAGAAAUAAAGGUGGUUUACGGGUCAGGCGGAAGGAAGUUUGCGUUCCAGAACUUGGCACCUUUGGGUUGCUUACCGGCUGUGAAACAAGCAAGCGGAAAUGUUCAAGAAUGCGUGAAAUUGCCUUCAGAAAUGGCUGCUUUGCAUAACAAGAAACUUUUGCAGCUCUUGGUUGAACUUUCACGAGAACUCAAUGGUUUCCAGUACUCGUUUUACGACUUCUUUAGCUCGAUCCAAAACAGAGUUAUCAAGUCUAAGACUUACACAUUCGAGACAGGAAUCGCUGCUUGUUGUGGAACUGGCUCUAUCAACGGGAGCGAUUGCUCUGCUAAAAAUGUAUGUGCCAAGCCUGAAGAGUAUAUCUUCUUUGACGGUAAGCAUUUGACGCAAGAAGCGAACCUUCAAGUCGGGCAUUUGAUGUGGGGAGCAGAUCCGGAAGUGAUUGGACCGAACAAUAUCAGGGAGCUUAUGGUCCUUCCUCUAGAACUUACCGUCAUCUUAGCUGAUAUACAGGAAGCUAUGGCUGCCAUGAGACCGAGACAGAGCAACAUUGAGAGUCUCUAUGAUAUCAAGAAGAUGGAAUCAGAGAUGGCGAAUCAUUGGCUUUAUCAAGUUGACAAAGCUAGCUCCUUUAUGAUAUAAGAUUGUGGUUACAAUAUGAUCUAAGGCAGAGAGUAUAAGAGCUAGUGUAACAAGGAAACUAGACAAGAAAACUGAAGGAAACAUCCUAUUUUUGUUUAGUAAUAAAACAAGGGUAACAAUCGUCCUUAUUAAGU